UUGAUAAAUGACCUGCACCUUGACCCAAAUUCAGCUGUUCUAACAGGGCUUUGUGGCUCAGGAUACAGGAAUGGUUGCAAAUGUGAAUGUCUCUCUGAACAUCAGGAAUGCUCUUCUUUUGAGAGUGGCAGACCACUGGCGCAGGUAGCCCAGAGAGGUUGUGGAAUCCACCUCCUUGGAGACCAAUAUUCAAAAACUGGUCAUGAUCCUUUGCAGCUGGCUCUAGUGGACCUGCUUGAGCCAAGUGUUGGACCAGAUGAUGUCCAGAGGUGCCUUCCAGCCUCAACUGCUCUUCAGUUCUGUACUGUAGCACCUGAAUGGACAGAGGAGGACCUGAGCCAGCUGACAAGAAGUAUGGUUAAGUUCCCAGGGGGGACCCCCGGUCGAUGGGAAAAGAUUGCUCACGAAUUGGGUCGAUCAGUGGCAGAUGUUACCCUGAAAGCCAAACAGGUGAAGGAUUCUGUUACAUAUACACCAGGUGUCAUUAGGCUCUCAGAGCUUAAAACACUGGCACACAAUUCCAAAAAUUUCAAAGUCAACGUGAAUCUGCCGGAUCACAUAAUCACCCAGCGAGAAAAGGAAGAGGAAGUGGAGGAGAAGGGGAACUACAAUCUUAUAUCAGAGCAGAUGGAUAUUCAGACAGAUCCAAAGGAGACCAUAGCAAGUGAAACUAGACACCGCAGACGAAAAAUUGUCAAAGCACCUGAAACGGCUCUGCUGGCAACAAAAGAGGUACCAGAAGAGAAGGGCAGAGGGAGACGUCAGAAAGAUUUUGAUAACACUGAGCAAGAGGAAGAGAGUGAUGAUGAAAGCAGAAGAAGGGAGAAAAGCCGUGCACCAGAAGAACUGUGGACUCAAAAUCAACAGAAACUUCUUGAAAUGGCCUUGCAGCAGUAUCCAAAGGGAACAUCGGAUCGCUGG
This is a messenger RNA of Poecile atricapillus (Black-capped chickadee), 921 nucleotides long. RefSeq names its product dnaJ homolog subfamily C member 1-like. The annotation marks the transcript as partial. Gene Ontology annotation, cellular component: endomembrane system. The transcript is spliced from 4 exons. The record is from RefSeq and is a predicted model, not a curated record. NCBI's taxonomy places the organism in Eukaryota, Metazoa, Chordata, Aves, Passeriformes, Paridae.